Bursaphelenchus xylophilus (pine wood nematode) is the source of this 2165-nucleotide messenger RNA. The record is from the annotation of a GenBank genome assembly. NCBI's taxonomy places the organism in Eukaryota, Metazoa, Nematoda, Chromadorea, Rhabditida, Aphelenchoididae.
AUGACCAUCGGUUGGUUCGACGCCUUCAGGGAGAAUGGCGCCCCCACCUGGUACGGUGAGAACAGAACGCCGGUCGUCGUGGACCUGCAAAUCGCCGCCUUGUUGUCCUUGUUCAUCACACCCACACUGGCCUACCUGUUGAUCUCACCCGGAAUUCGAAGGUACAAAACUGCGUCGACUUUCACGUUCCUCUUCUCCAUGGCGGUCGGCGCGAUUAUUUUGGGUGAGUAGAGCACCGCUUAAUAUAUAGUACGCUUUUCCAAGGUAUAAGUACUGUAUUUUACCAUAAACUUCAAGCAUUUUUAAGCCGCUAAAAAUCCACUUUCAGUCUCAAUCCACUACCCAUGUUGGCAGCAAGGAGAAGCCCGAGUCCUAACAGCCUACAAAGCCUUCUCCACGGACCGACUAAACGCCGUUCUUGGAGUCAAAAUCGGCCUCUACAAUGUGAAUAUCACGCUCACAACGAAAACAUCUCCAAAAUUGGACUUCAACGAGCGCAUGAGCUUCCUGGAUGGUAGGUCUGGAGGUAGUCGUACGUGGUAUUAAUAAUAAUGAAGGGGAUAGUGGGUGUUGCAAAUUGAGCGGUGUUUUUCCCUCUGGCUGAUUGUGAUCUAUUCUAAUGAGGAUAUUUUUUAGUGACAACAUCAGAAACAGAGCGAGCAUUACAAAAAGGAACGCCGUAUCCAAUGCUCAAAGUGGUGGAAUAUCUAAGUCUAGAUCGGAAUGGAUUCAACCAUGGAAGGCAAUACCGAAUGGCCGGGUAUUACACGGGAGUUAUGCUGUGGUAAGUUCAUUUUUUUCAAUUUUAUUUUUUCCACAAAGAAACAUUUUUCUAAAAACGAGAUAUCUGAAUUUUUGAAGACUAAAAAAAUGAACAAAGAGGGGCGUAUUUUACCAUUUUCAGGUGCGCUUUUGCCUGUUGGAUCCUCCAAAUGCUCCUGUUGUGUGUUCUGCCCCAAAAGUUUGGCCAUGUCUGCAUGACUGUCGGCGCAUUUACAGUGACCGCCAAUCUGGUAUAUGCGCUGAAUGUUCCCAAACUUUUGUUUGUGCCAUUCCCAGCGCCGCGAGGCGGACUGUCGCUGCUGGAGUUUCGGUUUUCGCAUUGUUUUUACUUCACUUUGGCUGCUGGUGAGUUCAUUUGCAUUUUUGUCGAAAAUAAUGUCCAAAAUUGGGAUAAUUGGGCCUUUACGGUUCAAAAACCGACCUUCGCUUAGGUGUUAUAGCGGGUUAUAAAUCAAGACGACGGUCGGGUGUGGCUUGACGGGCCCUUCCGAUCGUAAACUUAUAAAUCAAGUGUAGACAUUGGUAUUCUUUUGUCACCGCAGAGCGGAGAUAAUGACGUCAGAGGAAAGGUCAAAAAAUGGCUUUUCAAAAAAUUAUUCCGCUUAUGCAGUUAUGGACAUGGAAAAUUUUAAUAGUAUAUCGUAGAGUCCAGUAUGACAUAUACGAAUAAGUUUUGGCAACAAAACCUUUAAAAAAGAUAUCUUACGUUGAAAAAAGGUGAACUUAUGCUUAUAUCAGUGCGUCGGGAAAAUAAUGAGGAUUCUGUUGCAUCGCAAGUCGCAUCGCCGCCGGGAAAAUGAAUUUUGUCGCGGCAAAAUGAAAUUUAUUUUCCCUUCAGCGACGCGAUCGGCGCAGCGACUUAUCUCGCUCAUUAUUUUCCCGACAGACUGAUAAAUUAAACACAAGAACUCGCCGUAUCUCAGUGUUUUUUUUUCUUGCUACUAAUGUCAAAUUACUCCAACUUUUCAGGCCUCGGAAGUAUCCUCUUCGGCGCGGCCCUUCUCCUCCUUCAACUCAACAAAGAUUUCCAAUUCCGGACCAUCUUCGCCUGCAAGAACUACCGGCACAUUCCCUGCGCUUGUCACGAGCAUAUAAAACGGCCAGUCUCGAAUAUCAGCACUGGCUCGUCAUGCUCAUCAACGAUCAACUCAAGUCGCUCGUCGGAGGACGGUUGUGACGCCUUCAAUUCGGAGGCUUCAACGACCAGUGCCGAUGGGUAUCACGCGUACAAUGAGGAGGAAACAAAGAGUCCUCAAGUCUACAGCAUAGUCGAAUAUGAACAACCGGACUUGGCCAAAUGCCGGAGCGUUUCGCAAGUGCGAAAAUUAGGCCAAGAACCGAUUAAUUGGAUCAUGCAAGACACGUACUUGCCUAAAAAAUGA